Messenger RNA from Meloidogyne enterolobii, 2934 nucleotides. The record is from the annotation of a GenBank genome assembly. Lineage: Eukaryota; Metazoa; Nematoda; Chromadorea; Rhabditida; Meloidogynidae.
AUGAAUGACCAAAAUUUGGUAGAACAUUGCAAUUGCCUACGACAACAAUCUAAUCACCAACGAGGACAGAAACGCGACGGCACACCUAGCUCAGAUCCAUCACUUAUUCGUCGGCAUACAACGCCUGAUAUGGCGGCUUCGGCCGCAUAUGGAAUGGUGUUGUGCGGCACUGAUGAGCUUGAGCAUCGCUAUAGAGGCCUUAAAUUUGGUGUUCCUGUUAAUGAGGCUUUUUCUCCUGACAUUCCUGCAACUCUUUUGGUGCUUCUGUUGAAAGUAAAUAAGGAAGGACCUCUCAAAAAAGAUAUUUGGCGUGCACCGGGUAACCAAGCACAAGUGCGAAAGCUUUCGAAUAUCAUGCAACAUGGGCGACUUGUUAAUAUUUCGAACAUUAGCGUUUACACCGCUGCCUCUGUCAUUAAACGUUUUCUGGCUAAACUUCCUGGUGGAAUUUUGGGAGCUGAUAACGAGAAACGACUUUUCGAAUCAGUUCAAAAGGAAAAUUUUAGCGAUGAUUCUAAACGUGAACUUUUUUGCAGAAUUGUUUCGAAUUUGCCCAUUCCUUCGCAGCAUUUGAUUGUUCUUCUUUUUGGGACUUUCAGAGUCAUCACUGAUUCUGCCGAAACUUUUGGGACCCGGAUGACUCCUGAAGCAAUUGGAAUUUCUGUAGCACCUUCUCUAUUUCAUACGUGUAUACACGAUGGACAAAGAGCAAAAUUAGAUGAUAUUCUUCGUUUCAAAAUUGCUUCUCAAGUAAUUUCGGAAAUAAUUAGAGGAUUUGGUUACACGAAUCUAUUUCCUCGUGAAUGUUACGAAUUCUACGCUCGCAUAACUGGGCGCACAUUGCGUGUUGAUGAACAAUGGCAUUUUUCGUUCCAGUUGCCAUCAAGAACACUUAGUCAACCGUCCAUCCGAUUUGAGCAAUCAAAGAGCCCUACUCAUCGCCCAGAUAAAACAUCAGAAGAGGAAGAAAUCCAUGAGACAUACGAGGAGUUCUGCGAGGACGAGGAUAUUUAUGGCGAAUCAUUGCCUGGGUUAGCUGGUGGCCGUCCGUAUGCAAGGCGUCGAGAUGUUUCCAAAUCUCUGGAUGAGCAGAGGGCCAAAGCUGAAGGAUGGAGGGAAAUUUUAAUGCGUAAAGGGCGACAAGAGCGUUUAAGCACUUCUAUGGGCGAUGUGAUUGUUCACAGUGAGGAGGAAGGAGAUCCUACUGAAUGUGGAAAACCCGGUGACAAUCGUGAUUAUUUGGAAAGUACACGUUCACUCACCUACCUUGAAUGGGUUCAUGAGCGACAAACUAGACGAAUGCAAACUCGUUCUGAGUGGUUUCUAUCACCUACUGCACCAUCAUGUACUAAUGGUGGAGCAUCAAGAGUUGAAGGCGGACGAAUGUGCUACUCUCGUAUAUCACAACGUUUUUCAGCUUCGCCCAUUCAUCUGCGUUUAUCUGCAAAGAAAGUAACACCAUCUCGAGAAGAAUAUACGAGGCAUUCUGGUGAUGAAGAAAUGUGUUGUUGCUCGUCUACAAGUGGAACAUGUGGAGGAGCUGGAGCGGGCUAUAGUGAGGUUGGCCGCGGACGUUCAGGUUGUGCUGCUAUCAGUAGUACAUCUACUGACACAUCAAUGAAAUGUUCGCCACGACGGCCUGACUCUUGUUGCACAACUAGUGGUUGUUCGGCGGGUGAUGCCCAAAUGAAGUCGCAAACUGGCACAGAAGAGGAGGAAGCUGGAACAUCGGAUGAUGAUGCUUUUCUAGCUUGUAGCAAUAUUGAAUACCAACACCCUUUACAUUCAAAUCUCUUGACUCAACAUCCUCAUUCGCCAACAGCAAAAAUUCUAGUCGGCCGACAGCCAUUUCAGCUUCUUCAAGAACGACAAUAUUCUACUAGUACCACAGAUGGUUCAGCAAGUGCGCAAGUAACACCUUCAGCUGUUGAACUUUGUGCUAGUGGGAAAAGUGUUGGAAGUGGACGACAGCGUUUUUUUGGAAGUGGAGAACAUGAGGGUGGAUUGCAGGCUUUACCAGAAUUGUCCGAGACAACUACGUCUUCGCCGCUACCUCGACGUUUUUCAGCUCCAUAUGUGGAUAUUUCACCUACAGAUGAACAAAAUCUGGCAGAGAUAGUACCAGAAAAUACAGCAACACGGACGACUGCUGCUAGCAGUGUUUUGACACGUCCAAAACAUCAACAAAAGGGUGCUAAAUUAAUCCAAACAAUGAGCAGUGGUAGCAGCGGGAGUGGUAGUGGAGGCAGUGGAGCUAGUGCCCAGACUGUGAUUGGUGUUGUUGGGGUGAGCAUAGAACAGACUGAAAUAUUACAGCAGCAACAAGCAAGAAUAGUAGGUACUGGUGUGGUCCGACGGCGUAGUUGGAGAACUCAUUAUACACGCCCGAAAAACAAAUCUCUCGAUAGUGAGAUUGUUGUUGGAGUUGACAUUAGAGAAGAAGCCACUCCAUCUUCUCAUUCAAUUCAUUUACGCAGUUCCCCUCUUAUUUUUGGUCGUAGACACAGCUCUAAUGGAGAUGCACACAAGGAAAGAGGCAUAACAGAAGACCCACAAACAUCAUCGACGCCACAAACAUCAUCAGAAAGAGGAACGCUCAUUAGGCGAAAAUCUUCAAAUAAUAAUACAACGAAGUCAAAGCCGCCUGUUCAAACACGUAAAAGUACUCAAAUAUAAUUUUGAAUUACUUUUCUUCGAAUGAUCUCUUUUGUCCUCAAUCGUUUUCUUUUAAAUUUCAUUAAUUGACAUUCUUAAUUUAUAAAAUUGUCUUUCAUCUAAGGGAUUGGACCACGACGGUCUUCAAUUACGGACUAAAUUUUCAAUUUGAGAUCGAGGUUAGACAGGUCAGGGUCCAAACCUGCUUUCAUCAAUUUACUCUGAGAGAGUGAAACAUUCAUUAAGUCACUUGGCUUAUUUUGUUUUUUUUUGUGAUUU